Molecule: messenger RNA, 9824 nt
Organism: Penaeus monodon (black tiger shrimp)
Lineage: Eukaryota; Metazoa; Arthropoda; Malacostraca; Decapoda; Penaeidae
Product: flocculation protein FLO11-like
Exons: 13
Coding region: 675-4016 (1113 amino acids)
Source: RefSeq, a predicted model, not a curated record
UUCACUCAACCGGAAGUCGAAAGCCACACACACUCAACCCCAAACUGUUAUUCGGACACCCCAAACCCCUUUCUUCAGUCACCUUGCUGAUUACUGAACACGUGUCCGACCUUAAAUGAAGGGUCAUAGGGGGGAUUUUUCCAGCGGGGGUGACAUUUUGGUGUCGCGUCGAGGUGUCUGAAACAAAUCCGGAAAGAACGAAAGGAGGCGGAGCGGCGCCCCUACGGCCCGGCAACCCCGGCGGCCGAGAGCAGACAGCGUCCUCGUACCAUAACAAACAUGGCGGCCGUCCGAUGAAAGUUGCCCGCUCCUAUGACCCCAUUUAUGACCUCGUGCAACCCCUGUGCCUGCUGCUACGGACCUAGAGCUAAGGGGAAUUAGGGUAGAAGCGUGGAGGAGGGGGAAAGAGAGAUAAGUUCCUCUCCUCGUGCCGAAAGGAGGCAAAUGGUGUGAUGUGAACUUGUAUUUCUCUUCCGAUAUCGCGAUGGACUGUGGAAGGAAGGGAGUGACUGACCCAAGGGCGUGACCUGUUCUAGGGAUAUUAUUUUUAAAGUGAAGUGGAGAGGGAGGUAAAGGAAGAGAGAGGAAAAGGAGAGCAAAAGUGUGCCUCCGGGUGACUUCUUCGGAUUUUACUUCCACUUUGGUGUCAGGAUGAAAGACCAAACCCAGGUGUGAUGGUGGGUGUAAGAACAAGGGGGCCAGCAUGGGCCCUGGGGGGAGCCUAUUCCCCUCACCAUUCCUCGCUUCUGGACGUCCUAGGAAGCGAGCCAGGCGGCCCCCCCCUCGAUGGCCCUGCUUUAUCUGUGGCACUGGAUGUAGUACAGGCCUGGGCUGUGCUUAUCACUGUUGGCUUCACACUUGUGCUCUUUGUGUUCCUGGCAUUCUGUGUGUGCGCCAGAAAAGAUGAUGGCUACGACGAAUACGAGCUGAGCCAGGGGCUGACAACAGUGAAGGUGUGUCAUGAUGGGGGAGAGAAUGGGCUCAGCAGCUAUCCGCGCAUCAAUGGCUCCAACACACCCAAAGGCAGUGAUGAGGCUUCAGAGGCAUCCAGCAGAUGUACUCUGAAGCGGGAAUUGCCAGCUAUCCCAUUAAGCGCUCACCCAGACCCAUCUGCUGAGUGCAAUGUGGAACGCACACAGUCACAACAUUCCUCUGAUCUCUAUGCUGCAGUUGGAGAUGUCAAUGAUGCGAGCGGAAUAGCCAAGGUUAUUGGCGGUGUGCAGGUGCUACCCUCUGGUGCCAUUGGGCCUGGGGGUCGAGCAGCCAUCCUGCGUGACCCCAAUGUAACCUCCCCCACUGACUCUAGUGGUCCCACUACCAGUGAUGGGCCUGGAGUUGCGACCAGUGUGGCCGCUGCUCACCCCUAUGCCAAAGUGAAGAAGGAACAUCCCUACGCUCAUGUCAAGCUACCAAAGAAAGAUCAUCCUUAUGCAAAGGUGGUUCGUGAUGAUUCUGAGGACCCUGAAACAGAUACAGAUAAUUAUGAUGACCCCAAAGCCAUUGCCAAAGACAAAAAUAGUGGAUGGGACUCUGAGGCUACCUAUGAGGCAGCUCCCCCAGUGCCUGAGAAACGCUUUGACCUAGAGGAGGAGACAGCUGUGGGAUCAGGUCCUCCUGCAGAUAGCAUUGUUGGGGGAGGGGGCCUCAUGACCACCUCUGUGACCUCAGCCUCCUCUGCCCUUGGGCCAUCAUCUCCCCGGUCACCCCUCCUCAGCGCCCGGGUCUCCAUGACGAGCUCAGCGCAUUCCCCUACGUCCCCCCAUAGCACAGGACCGAGUGCAGAUAGGCCACCCUCUGCAGACAUCCCUGCCGCCAUGGCUAUCUCAGGACGCACCCCUGCCAAUGAGGAGCUGCCUUAUAUGACACCCCCACUACAUCAUGCUGGCAUUGAGCUCCCAGUACAGCAAAACUUCAGUGGAGACUCCCAGGACUCACGAGGCUAUACAAGCAUCAGUGUGCGGGAACCCCUCGCUGCUCUCAAAGCACAGUCUCAGGGGACAGCAGCUACCACAGCAUCUCCAGCUACUCAACCCCAUGAAGGAGAAGGGUACUACAUGACUGUGUCUGACGAUUCAGCUGACGAGAUGUAUGCUUGCAUUUAUGAAGGCUCGAGAGGCGUGGGAAGUGAAACCUAUGCGCAGAUUGAACCGCGGUCAACCCCACCCCCACCUCCUCCUCCUAUGCCUAGUCCUCCGCAUGCGCCUUCAACCCCUUCACCUCUCUCGACUAGAGGUGGAUCCCAACCUCCACCGGCUCCUCCUAGCGUGGAUAGUCUACGGCAUGUUGUUCACUCCCGACAAGCCUCAUCGAGCAGUGCUGCCAGCACUGUAAUGGGCAGUCCAGGAGCAGAGAAGAGAGGAACGCGGUCUCCCUUGCCACCUCUUCCACAGGGGGACACUAGCCUCUACUCUGGCCCAUCCCCCCAGCCCCCUCACUCACCUCCACGUGCAGCAGCCCCCCCAGCCGAGAGGCCCACGCAGAGGGCGCUAGAGGAGAUGUAUGCGAAGUAUGAUGAACGACCAAGGAAACAUACUGGUGUAUUUAGAUUACUCAUCGAUAGUGAUCUGCUAACAUCACCCUCGUCACAGAAGUCCACUACCUCAAGACCAUCUGCUAGAAGAUCUUCAGCUCUUGAAACAUCUGAAUCAAGAGCCACCCUAGAGUUGAUGAAAGAAAGUCCAGUUGUCCCUGUGUUAACCUCAGUAGCCCAGUCAUUCCCUACUCCAAUCAAGAGUCCAGAGGCAAGCCUGUCUGAUGAUGAUGUAGUAUUAGGAAUGGCACCAGACAAGAAAUCUGUUGCAUUUGAUGACAGUCCUGAUAAGACUUUUUCUCCAUCAUCUGACAGCUCAGAUGAGGAAAGUCUAUCAGAAAAGUUUCCACAGCAAAAGCCUCCUCCCAGGUUAGAAAGUCCAGUUAAAGAGCAGUCCAGCCUAGAAAAAGAAGGUCCAGUUCAGCAUCCCUCCUCACAGAGUCCAACCAAAGUAACUGAUCCGUCAGCACAAGAAAGCCAUGUAGAAGCAGUGUCUUUGCUAAGUGAAGAUGUUAAUGAAAAUGCAUCAGUAACAAGUGGUGAUUCAGAGAAAUUCCCUGCACCACCUCAAGUAUCUAGUCCGGACAGAACAUCAACAGCUGCUUUUGAUAGUUUAGGGACCCAGGAUGGAGUCCCUGUAUCAGAAACACACAAUCAGCCCCAGGAGACCAUUAAUCCCCUCUAUAUGGUUGGAGACAGCAGCAACCAGCAGCAAAGUAUGAUGCAAGAGACCAGUGCAAUGAGUCAGGUGGUUUCUGUAGGAUUAUGUGGUGAUCUUCCACCACCGCCUCCAGUAGAGGAAGAUGAGGCUGCCUUCCCGAAUGACCUGCCACCACCCUUACCAGAAGUGACAUCAUUCAUGCCUUCUAAUGAUGCUUUGGCUGAAGAAGCGCCACCUCCACCUCUUGUGUCCCCUUCAGAUGUAGAAGGACUGGAGGAUAUGCUUCCUCUAGCACACAUGGGGUCAUCCUCCUCAGGUAGCACUGCAGGACAGCCAGGCAGCAUUCAUGGCAGCUCAGAGAAGGACUCUGACUCCCCCCAGGAAUCUGAAGACACUCAGAUGGAAGGCACCAUAGUAGCAGAUGACCUCCCUCCACCCCCAAUGGCAACUACAACAGGGAGUGAACAGGAUUCUGAUGAAGAGCUUGACAAUUCAGUAUCCUCAGGCUAUGAACAUGGCUUUACUGCUGGGGGAAUAACUGUCACAGUGAAUCCUAUGGCAGACAUGGAGGAUACGCAAGAAGCCACUGACAGUUUGCCUCCUCCCCCUCCCAGUGAACCCUCUCCAGUUGCCCCACCAUCACCUAUUGCUGUCUCAGCAGUAGUGACCAGUAGUGCAGGAAGUCAGAGUAGCAGUAACGGAUCAGGGAGCCAGGACACAGGUAGUGGCAGUGUAGAGAGUGUAGUUACGGUAGAGUGUGCUGUGGCUGGAGACCCCAGGGUUCAAGACAGGCAACGAUCCACUGACUCUUCCUCCAAGCCCUGAGAGUCGUCAUGUAGAUCCCAAUGAGCAGAUAACAGAAGUAUGAGGCAACACUGAUGUGCAUACAGCAACAGAUGUGGCAUAGCUUUAGGAAUGUAGUUCCCUGUUGCUCAGGUUAUCUUUAAGAUAUACCACAUUGCCUACUAGAUUUGGCAGCAGCUCAUAAUUUUUGCACCAAACUGUAACUGGUAUCUAAUUCAACCUAAGUUGCAGCUAAGCAAUUGUUAGUCAUUUUUUCACAGAGUUAUGUGGACCAUCUUGAUUACACAACGCUACUAUGAUAAGUAACUUUAUUGGUAGCUGUUGGCUGUGAAAUAUAAAUAUCAUAUUUCCAAUAUAGCUAGGAACAAUUUCCCUUGGUAGCUUAAAUGAAUUACUGAUGUCGGUUUCAUGCAAGUGUUAUAACAAAGGACUGGCUUCACAGAGCCUUGUGAAUAUUUCCAGACAUAAAAUAACAAUUUUAAUCUACUUACUAAGAGAUAGGUAAAAAAUAUUUCAAUUACUGCCAUUUUUACACCUUGUUAUGUGAUUCUUUUUCCCAACGAGGCAAAUAUAUGUUUAAGUGAAUGAAGGCAUGGAUUUGGUAUUUCAAUUUUUACCCGGUUGUAUAAGGGUGUGUUUGUAAACUAGAUAAACUGAAGUGCUACAGGAGUAAUUUUUGUAGGUGUGGCUCAUGGUAGUUAGUAUGGAUUUAUGUGGUGUGUUCAUGUUAGCCAACAAGGGGCUGCGGCAUCAUGUGCGGUAAUAAACUUUUGAUAUUAAUCAUGUCGCUCUUGGACAAAAGAAUUGCCAUGAUAAAUUCUGUAUGCAGUUUGUUGCCAAAGUUCCUGUUUUUGUGACAACAGGCAGGUUGAAGCUUUAUAAACUUAACAGUGUUCAGUAUAUGUAAUGGUAAGUUCUAUUUAUGGUAUUGUAGGGUUGUAGUCAGCAAACAUGUUUUAAUGCAUAUUUGGACAUCAUUCAACACAGCAUUUUCUCAUCCAGUAUUGAUACUCAGCAGAUAUUAAUCUUUCCAGUGGUUUAAAUGUCAUGUAUAAUUCUUUCAUUUUUUGUACGCUGUUGAAGUUCAUAGUAAUUGCUUUCUUGGAAAAUUUCCAUUGAACAAAAAUUACUGUAUUAUUCACAGGUUACAAAGCCACUACACAUACAGCAAGUUACUAUCUCGUGAUAAUAUCAAACGUUUUUUCGAUGUUUUCUCCUUUGAAUAUGUAUUGCUCUACUCUUUGAAUCUGUUAUAAAAAUAGCUAAGAAGAUGUUAGUCAGUUGUGAUUUCAGUAGACUUCGAGCUAUGCUUCAAGAUUCAUACUCUCAAUCUACAGAACUCUUGUUAGCAGUUUGUCACCAGUGCUAUGAUUUAGCAAGUCUUGUCGUAUUCUCUUCUGUUCUUUAGGCAGCCUUUGUAUUGUUGGCUUGAAUGUUAACAGCAUAGCCAGGUUAGGGAAGCUAAGCAUGUCAUGUCUAUUAGCUACCUAACUUUGCUAUGAUUCUGAAUGUUUAUGAUAAAGGUGAAUGUGUAUAUGGUGUUCAGAAAUUUGAUUGUCAACUCUAUCAACCAGUGAAACCCAGUUGAAGGUUGUUGUUUGUUUUAUUGGUUGUUAAGGCAUUUGCAAAUCAUAAAAUAUGUGAUUAUGAGGAUGGACUAGGUGUAUUUUUAUUAAUUUGUUUUCACCUACCUUGAAUUGUGGUGUUUUGUCUUUCUUGUAUGAUUUAUAUGAAUGCGUUUGACCUAUUUUUAAUACAAAAGUCUAUUUUGUUACUCGUUACUCAAAUUAUUGUGUUGGUUUGAAAUCAGAUGAUUUUAUUUAUCAAGCAACAGAUGCAAGGCAGAAAGACCCACAAAACAUUGUUGCUUAACUGAGGUUUCACUGAUAAAAUGUAGUAUGUGUGCCAAAAAAUCUAAAUGUUGUCAAAUGUUUCAAGAACAUUACUCUUAGAGGCAGCUAUUUGAGGGUAUUGUUCUUCAUACUUUAAUUGAAAUGAAUUGAAUGUUCCUGGGUGUAUAUAGAUAACAGUGGCCAAAAUUGCAAAGUUCAGAAAUCAGCCGUGAAUGAGGUGAUUGAGAGAAUGUUUGCAGUACCCAGCAGUUGUUAAUAAUGAGCAUUUUAAAUUAAAUGUCCCUUCUCUCCCUCUUCCUUCUAUCUUGUUUUUUUUUCUUCCAUAUUUCUUGUUUUCUUUAGUGUGUAUAACGUACACAUACUUAUUAAUAGUACCUGAAUGUAUGAUUUUCUGACCCCAUGGAGAACUGGGACAUGAAAUAAGUUUGAAGAUUUUUUUCUACUUUAAAAAAAUCUUCCUUGUGGUCAGUGGUUCUAUUGAUGGUGGUUUUCUCUGUGUCUCUGAUGUCAGCUUUAUAUAUGCUACUAUGAGCAAGCUUGAAUAGUAAACAAGGUGAAGCUGAUUUUUAUAUAUAUUUUAGUGUCACUCAAUUCUGUUGUUGCCUUUUUGUGAAUGAACCAAAGCUUCACAUUAAUAGGUUUGUGAUAGUUUGUUGUACUUACUGUUAUUUAUUUAGCAAAUCUUCAUUCUCCAAUAGUUUAAUUGCUGGUGCUAAACACUGAUUCUAGUGCAUGUAAAUAGCUCAACAUCUGUAAAAAAAAUGAUUUUUCUGUUUUUCAUGUCCUGUGCAUUGGAGAUAUUUUAUAUCGCUGUUCCUUGAUUUUUUCACUAUUAUUUAUGCUAUAGAGAUUACAUUACUUGUGUUAUUCGUGAGUGCCCAUACAUAUUCCUCCUCCUCUUUGCAUGAAUGUCUCAUUUAACUUUUUUUCAGAUUUUUAUGCUUGAUCUUCCUUUUCCAAAAAACUGUCGUUCUUACUUUUUAUGUACUGCUUGUGUUAUUAUUUUAGUGUGAGAGUUUUGUAGUCAUUACUGCGUUUCCAACUUGCCUCUGUAUCCAAUGAAGAGAAGUUGCAAUUGGAGUAAUUGAAUUGGUGUUGCCCAAUUAGCUAGCUUGGAACCAAAGAAUAACUUUCCAUAGAAUAUUCUGCAUCAUUAUUGCAAUAAAGUGAUUGAGUGAGUGAGUGAUUGAGUGAGUGAGAGUGAGUGGGUGAGUGAGAGAGUGAAUGAGUGGGUGAGUGAGUGAGUGGGUGAGUGGGUGGGUGGGUGAGUGGGUGAGUGAGUGGGUGGGUGGAAAAGUGACUAGUUAUCUGAGGAAUGUAAUGUAGCAAACAGCAGUGGUGACUUUAAUGCAGUGACUUGUAUACUUUUAUAUUUUCUCUCUUGAUAUAUUGAUUUAUAUACUUGUAUUCUCCUUUCAUUUUUACUUCUUUCUUCUUAUAAACACAGUGACUUAUAUACCCUUUUAAAUAAAAAAUUUAGUGACUUAUGUAUACUGUUUUAAUCUUUAUUUUUAUUUUAUUUUAUACAACAUAAGUGCAAUAUAUACAGUAUGUACAUACAUAUAUAUUUCUUAUGUUCAGUCUCUGCAGCUGAUACCUGAUUCAAAAUUGCAGUCUUCUGAAUUUCAAAUUCACUAGCAUGGAUCUGGUUACCUGGCGAAUGUGUGCUGACUGGCAGUGAAUGAGUGGAAAGAGCGCUGGAUGCUUGGUAAAUAAUGUUUGAUUCUUUGAGGCAGGUUUUCCUAAGCUUGAUCAUUAUUUAGCAUUUUUGUCCUUAUUAGGUGAAGAUUUUUUUUUUUAUUUGUUGUUUUUACGUUUCUUUAUUUGUUUUGGAUUUAUAAGCAAGAAUGACAGUGUUUUUUUUUUAAUGAAUUGGAUUCUGUCUUUAAACUUGUUUUUCAACCUGCAGUUUUUAGUAUUUUGAGCACUUUGCAUAUUAACUAGGAAGAAGUUAAUAGCAUUGUAUUUUAGAAAUAUUACACUGUUAACUUUGAAGAAAGUUGAGAAGCAGCCACUUUUUAAAGAUUUUUUUUAUUUUACUUAUGAAUUUAUUUUUGUUGUCAAAAACACUUAACUGCUCUUAAAGUAUGUAUAUUGCUGAACAAUCUAUGUGUAAGGAAAGGAAGACCUUGCACUUCUUGUUUUUUUAUUUUAGUUUGACUUGCAGUAAAGCUUCCUGCUUUUGACUCAUAGAAUUGAAAUUAAGUGGCUAGCUUGCCUUUCUUUAGUCAUACUGAAACGUAACUUGCAAUAGUUAAUGACUAGGCAAUAGGUAUUAGAAUAUCGUUCAAAUCAACUUGUCUGAAAGAUAAUUUGUUGUGUGUUUUGUGAAAAAAGUAAAAGUUUUUGGUGCAUUUAGGUAAAGAAUACUCUUAAUAUUGAAUCAAGAAUCUCUGGUAAAUGUUAACUGUAGUGAUGAAAGCAAAAACCAAAAGAAAAAAAAAAAAAAAAAAAUUAAGUAACAAGUUUUUAUUGCAUUUACUUAUGGUAAGCAUCCUUUAUUACCAGUAUCUCAAAAAAGCAAGGUUGCAUAUCAGCCUUUUUAAAAAUAACACAAGUUCAAUUACCCAGUGUUCAAGCGUGGUAGGAAGUGAGAGGUCUUAGGUGAACGCUCCUAAGGUAGGAAAAGAUCAGGGAUAUCUUACAUGUUUUGUGGUGCGUGUGUGUGUGUGUUUCUUUUAAUAGCUGCUGAGUCGGCAUUUUUUUUUUUUUAUUAUUAUUAUUGAAGAUGGUACAGUUUCCUAGUGACAGUACUUACUGUUUUCCUUUCUUUCUUUUCUAUUAUUAAUAAUUUUUAUUAUUAUUAUUUUUUUUUGUAUCAGAUUUCCAUUAAUUAGUGUAAAUAGGUGAUUCAUUGCAUUUAUGCAUUUGACUUUAGAGAAUCUUACAGAGCGGUUAAUUUUUUUUCUAUCUGUUAUGUAUGUACUUUUGAGCUGUUUUCAUCUUCUCAGUACAGUGUUUGUAAACGACAAAACCAUUUAUUUAUUCUUGUUAAGUAAUAGCAUACUAUUUAUUGGUUGAUUUUAUAUCUCAAGAAUAAUGAAAUCUCUAGAUGGGAUAUGACUAUAAUGGUGCAAGCAAAGUUCACAGUUGCUAGUGCUUGAAGUUCAAGAUAGAAAAUAAAAGUCUCUUUCCAGGUACACAUUAAACAAAUGUUACUGUUUUGUCUAUUCAAAGUCUCAUGCUUAGCCACAAAUGAAUCAAUAAUAACUUGAGUAGAAAUACAGGAAUCUGUAAUUUAUGCUUCACCAUAUUUUUAUUAUUGUUAUUGAUAUUAUUAUUAGUCUUGUUAGUGUCAUUAUUUUUUUACAGGCUACUGAUUAUAUUGAUUUACUGUAACUUAAACAGAUCUCUCUAAUCACUACUGUUGCUUCCUUUAAGGUUAUUGAUCACCUUCUUGUAAAUUGGGUUCUUCUUUACUUCAACAUUGUUUAAGUUACUGAGAAAAAAACUUUUUAUCAUAUUUUAAUUGAUUUUAAUCUCUAUCUCUGAUCCUUUCUAAAUGUAUUUGAAUACAUUUUUCAUACUCUCUGAAAUGUUCUUUUUCUCCUAUAUUUAAUUUUCUAAAUAUUGCAAAUUUUCUUUUUGCAAUCUUGAAAGGAAUCUCAGAAUUGAUGGGUCUUUCGUUAUUUCAACUGAUCAAUAGGUUAGUGUCACGCGACGACUAACUCCACUUUUUUCCUUCGCAUCAAUGGUAGCUGAUGGUAUAUGCAUGCAUCAUGGAGAUAUCCUCAUCAUGAGAUGCAAUAUGCUUUUCACCAUCCUUCACAGCUCAGCUUUAUGUGUCCGUUCAGCCACAUGUGCGUGUGCGUGAGUGUCUCUCUCAAGAAUUAGUGACACUUAUUUCUCUCCCAGUGCACCUUCUUUGACAAUUGUGUAGCACAAGAGAGUGGAGGUUUUGUCAUUAUGUGAGAGAGUGACGCACCUCUUGUGGUCAGUAAGCUACUACUUACACAGUAAAAAAGGAUUAUAGUAA